AUGCCGGCGGCCACGUCCCAGCCGCCGGUCAAGCUUUCGCUUCCCCUACAAUUUCAGCAGGAAAUCUAUCAGCUCUUGCGUGCAGAAGAUGUACUGGUCAUCCUCGCUCGCGGGCUAGGCCUCCUGAGAAUCGUGACUAAUCUAUUGCAUACAUAUGAUGCGGCUGGCAAUUCGCUCGUUAUCAUCGUAGGAGCAGAAGAUCGUGAAAAUGAGUGGAUCGGCGAAGCGCUGGCAGAGCACUAUGCCAUUUCCCGAACUCCUCUGGCGAAAGGCCUUCGAGUCAUCAAUACUGACAAGGCUACCGUAGCAGCACGGGAGAAGAUCUACUCGGAAGGGGGCAUCGUCUCAGUUACCAGCCGCAUCUUGAUUGUGGAUCUCCUCUCAAAACUGCUGGACCCGGAAACUGUGACUGGGCUUGUAGUUCUCCACGCAGAGCGCGUUGUCGCUACCAGUAUCGAAGCGUUCAUCGUCAGAAGCUUCAGACAGCACAACAAAAUCGGCUUCCUCAAAGGCUUUAGCGACUCGCCGGAACCACUGACCUCGUCAUAUGCACCUCUGGCAAGCAUGAUGCGAAACCUCUUCUUGAGAAAGCCUUCUCUAUGGCCGAGGUUCCAUGUCUCUAUCGCGCAGAGCCUCGAAGGCAAGAAGAAAGCGGAGGUUAUCGAGUUGGAGAUUGAAAUGUCAGCAUCCAUGAAAGCAAUUCAGCAGGCCGUCAUGGAAUGCGUCGAGACCAGCAUAUCAGAAUUGAAAAAGGCCAAUUCCGGCCUGGAGAUGGACGAUUGGACGCUAGACUCUGCCCUGCACCAAAACUUUGACGCCAUUGUUCGCAGGCAACUCGACCCGGUUUGGCACCGGAUCAGUUGGCGGACGAAACAAAUUGCAAAUGACCUGACAGUAUUGCGGACCAUAUUACACUCUCUUCUCAGCUAUGAUUGCGUGUCGCUUCUCAAAUAUCUCGACACUGUCCUUGCGACGCAUUCUCCGCCCCCGAAUUCCAGGCAGCAAGAUCAAUCGCCCUGGCUAUACAUGGAUGCCGCUGCAGUCAUCUUUAAAUCAGCCAGAGGCAGAGUAUACUCUGGAAAAGUCGAAGACGGGGGCGCACUGCCCACGUCGAAGCUGCCCGAUUCUUUGACACCGGUCCUGGAAGAGCAACCGAAGUGGGCGGUCCUCGCGGAACUGUUACAGGAAAUUGAGACUGAUGCAUAUCUGACUCCGACACGGAGCGAUUCCAACGAGACGAUAUUGGUAAUGUGCAACGAUUUGAGGACUUGCCGUCAAAUUCGCGAGUAUCUCCAGACCAUGCACGUGAAGCCAAUUCCCCAGGACACGAAUGAUGGUCGGGCUCCUCACGAGAUAGAAGAGCAGGAAGCGAAAGGCUCCGCCGAAUUUAUGUUACGACGAAAGCUUCGGGAGUACCUAGUCUGGAGAGAUACAUUUACCCAAGUCAGCACCUCUCUCUUCGAAGAGAACCAAAAAUCGCUCAACAACAUCAAAGGUAACAAUACUGCUUCUGCUCGCCUCAACAGCAAGGCACCGGCGAACAAGCGAAGACGGGUCAGAGGUGGAGGUGCAUCAGGGCUCAAUCCAUUUCGCACGGCUAGCGGGGCGGUUGCCAUGGUCGAGGACAAGGCAGCACACGUUGCCAGUCUCCUUGCCGAUCUGCGACCUACAGGUGCCGAAGCUCUUCAGAAAGAAGAUGUGAUGGUUGACGAUUUGAUCGAAGCUGGAGAAGACUUCUUUGAGUUAUAUACUCCAGAAGACCAGAUCGUUGUUCAUCCAUAUGACGGCGACCAAGACGAUCAACUGCUCGAAGAGAUCAGGCCGAAGUACAUCAUCAUGUUCUCACCAUCCGCGGAUUUCAUACGGAGGGUCGAAGUGUACAGAUCGAGUCAUUCGGAUCGCAGUGUUCGAGUUUAUUUUCUCUAUUACGGCAACAGCGUCGAAGAACAGCGGUACCUAUCUUCAGUUCGACGGGAGAAAGACGCUUUUACAAAGCUCAUCAAAGAGCGAGGCAGUAUGGCAGUCACCCUGGCGGAUGCUAAUGUUGACCCUGAGGAGGCAUUUCUGCGUACUGUCAAUACUAGGAUUGCAGGGGGCGGAAGACUCGCAGCCACGGCAGCCCCUCCACGGGUGGUUGUCGAUGUCAGAGAAUUUCGUUCAUCAUUGCCAAGCUUGCUCCACGGCCGAAGUAUGCAAAUAGUGCCGUGCCAACUUACUGUUGCCGAUUACGUCCUAUCACCAGACAUUUGCGUGGAACGAAAGUCAAUCCCGGAUUUGAUUGGUUCUUUCAACAAUGGACGACUCUACAAUCAAGCAGAAACGAUGCUUCAGCAUUACACGUAUCCGUUCUUGUUGAUUGAAUUUGAUCAGAACAAGUCCUUCACCCUUGAUCCAUUCGCCGACUUAUCCGGCACGUUGAAAGCGCCCGAUGCCGAGACGAGGAGCUUGCAGACGAAACUUGUUCUUCUCACGAUCCGGUUCCCCAGACUGAAGAUCAUCUGGGCUUCGUCACCAUAUCAGACUGCCGAAAUCUUUGAAGAACUCAAGAAACAGCAGGAAGAGCCAGAUCCGUAUAAGGCAGUACAGAUCGGCUUGGCCGCUGGCGAAGAUCCGGAAGAGAGAACGUUUAACACGGGACCCCAAGAGUUGCUGCGAGCGAUACCGGGUGUCAGUGACAAGAAUGCGAGUCGGCUGUACCUCGAAACUAGAAACGUGUUGGAGGUUGCCAACAUGAGCCUCGAAGAGCUUGAUCCCCUUGUUGGCCGAGAAUCUGGCCGGCAGAUUGUCCGAUUCUUCACUCGGAGGGUUGGUGACGAGGAUGAUCAGAUCAUGUGA
This is a messenger RNA of Cladophialophora yegresii CBS 114405, 2835 nucleotides long. Its product is annotated as DNA excision repair protein ERCC-4. Bases 1 to 2835 code for a protein of 944 amino acids. Gene Ontology annotation, molecular function: single-stranded DNA binding; damaged DNA binding; single-stranded DNA endonuclease activity. The transcript is spliced from 2 exons. Gene Ontology annotation, biological process: nucleotide-excision repair involved in interstrand cross-link repair; double-strand break repair via single-strand annealing, removal of nonhomologous ends; resolution of meiotic recombination intermediates. Gene Ontology annotation, cellular component: nucleotide-excision repair factor 1 complex. Lineage: Eukaryota; Fungi; Ascomycota; Eurotiomycetes; Chaetothyriales; Herpotrichiellaceae. The record is from RefSeq and is a predicted model, not a curated record.